Labeo rohita (rohu) is the source of this 2741-nucleotide messenger RNA. RefSeq names its product tubulin epsilon and delta complex 1 (gene tedc1). NCBI's taxonomy places the organism in Eukaryota, Metazoa, Chordata, Actinopteri, Cypriniformes, Cyprinidae. The coding region runs from base 58 to 1416 and encodes 452 amino acids. The record is from RefSeq and is a predicted model, not a curated record. The transcript is spliced from 8 exons.
ACUAGGAAGUGUCUGUUGCCUGACGACCACUAAUGUUGUAAACAUACUACAUGCAAAAUGCAGCGCGAAAAGAGUGUUAAAGUAAAAGAAGUUAUUACUUCUCUUUGUAAAUUACUGUCUGCAUUAAGCGUCGAGUCGAUACCGACAGCAGAGGCAUUCAGGAGAGCCAAAUUCAACAGAAAAGAUGCGACAGUGGACAUGUGGAGUUUGCUAAGAAGGAUUUUGCAGAGAGCUUUUGCUCUGGAUUGUGCGUGCCAGGACUCUAAAGACCAAGACAACAAUAUGCAGCUGCUGUUUGUCAGGAGUGCUCUGUGUCACUGUGGCUAUGGGGCUCCGUGGGUGGUGGGACCCCGGCCCCCCAGUCACAUAGAAGAGGUGGGAAGCCGAGAUCUGCUCCUUGCAUUCAGCUGGGUGCUGUCAACAGGGAAUCUGCUGGACGUCCUGCUGGCUGAGAAUGUUCAUCAAUUAGACAGUCUUUCGUCUGGACCAACGAUUGUUCGAGGACUAAUACCGGGACAGCUUGAUGUAUCAGCAUGUGGACCAAGAGCGGAUACCACAGUGAAGACAGACCAGGUAGUGCAGGCACUGCAGUGGCAAUAUGGGAAACUUAGACUUCAGUGGAAGAGCUUACUCUCAGCCCAGGAGGAGAGGUCCAAAUUCACCCACAGGAUCAUCUCCAACAUCAGCUCCUCUGCUGUGUGUCAGCCUCACGUCACCGGUUCCAAUCAUAGCAACAUGACAUCAACUGCUCUUGACAAGGAGCUGGAGCGCAUACAAGCGUUGAAUGGAAUUCUGGAGGCGUAUCUGGAUUGGAAACUCCACGAACAUUUAUUCUGGUGCUGGAUGGACAGCGUGAUCGACAGCUCCCUCGCUGAUGCGUCCGAGGUGAAGCCCGGGGAUUGGCCACCAGGGGAGCGGGCUGUCACGGUGAGGUGUCCCUACGGCGAUGAGACCAGGAGAGCAGUCAGACGACUUGACAAGAUGUUGCUAAGGCUGCAGACAGAACUGAGAGGCAGAAGAAUAGAGCAGUCUACUCUCACACUUACCUCACAGGGGGGACGUCAAGGGGCUUCUCGGCUCUCUGAAAGUCAGAGAAUGGAAGUGGAGAAGAAGGUUUCAGGCUAUUUAGAGGGGCUACGUCUCACUAACACCUCCGCAAUCACAUCAAGAGGCUUUUUGCCAUGUCUUCAGGAUCCACAGCCCACAAAGCCACCUCACAGGUUCCACACCGGAGAACCUGGCCUGGCAGUGACAGGCGGGAUGCUCCAGGCGUCGACUGCUCUGGAUGAACUGAGGGAGAGAGAGGCUGUACUGCAGUGGCAGCUGGAACGAUCGAGGCAAAAUAUGAGAGUGGAAAUGCAGAGACAAGCCAGCACAAUGGAAGGGAUGGUUCUCAUCCCACCAAUUAAGAGAUAAACACACUUUUUGUGUCACUGCAUACACUGGGAUCCUGACGUAAAGCUGGACAGGCUGCAUUUCGAGUCUCUGAAUAAGGUGAACAUAGUAGUUUUAUGCUUUUUCAGUGGAAUUAAAACGUUUGUAAUCAAUUUUAUGUAUUUGAAAACGACUGCCGUAAUGUAAAUGUCUGUGCUUGGAAACAAAACAAAGAAAUUUCAAGGGCAUUUCGUCUGUAGCUGAAUACUUGCACUGGAAAAAUAUUAUUUUGCCUACUGAAAUGCAUCAAGGCACACUCUGAAAAACAACUCUAAUGACUCCAACUGAAGCAAAUGGCUGACCUCUGUGCUUCUGUGUACUUUGCGGUGUGUUGAAGAAAAUGGAAGACAUUUGAAGUCAUUUUUUUUAAUGCACGACGCCACUUCUAGAGAGCAGAACAGCCUGCCGUUUCCAAAGUAGGUCAUUCUUUCUGUUGCUUUCCAAAACCUGUGAAAGUUAAGAUCGAAGUUUGGGGAAAAUCAAACCCCUGUAAUGAUUAGCUGCUCCCUGCAGAGAUCUGAACCCAGUUUUACUGAGCGGCUCAUAACAUGAGAGGAUUUCGCCUUUCAAGGCCAAGUCAGUUUCUACCAGCCAAUUGGUGUGGUCUCAAUUACAUUUGGAAAGCUGUAAACAAACUAGGUGUGCAAGAUAACACGAGCUGUUGGGCAAACUAAAGAAGCUGGCACAGGCCGCUGUAUGAGCUGAUUAAGAAAGUCAUUUCCAGCACCGAUUUUCAUUAGGAUUAUAAGCAGAAAUCCUAAUCUAGACGCUGUACAGAGCAUGACGAGCUCUAAAAGGAUUUUCUCUCCAUUACCUUCGGCCUCCUUAUCUAGAGCAGAAUUGCUGUUUACAACCGAGGGAACGCAAACACACAGACUCGCCGGGUCCAUUUCCCUGAUGUUUGAUGUGUGCUCUAAAUGAACUAAGACUCAUGUAGCUGGAAUUCAAGGUUAUAAUUAUGCUAUUAUCAAGAGGGUCAACCAGUGUCAAGCCAGGAGUUGGUGUGGGUGGGUUUCUCGCUACCUGGAACUCUCUGAUGAACAUUUCAAUAAUUAGAUGCUGCAGAUGUGUGAAACAGGUCUAAGCGACGCAUUUUCUCUUUGGCAUCAAUAUUAAUAGGUUGCAGUUUUCAUACUUCAUGUGUAAGGUGGUACUGCAUAGAAGAAUUGUCGCAGAAGCAACCCUGCGAGUAGACCUGUUUUUUUUUGCAUGCAGCAUGCUGAACGCACAAUGAAAAUGUAGUCUGACUAAUUUAUUGACUUUGUAUUUUACAAUGUGGUCUUUCAUUAAACAGUUUAAAAUAAUAA